Molecule: messenger RNA, 3680 nt
Organism: Rubroshorea leprosula
Lineage: Eukaryota; Viridiplantae; Streptophyta; Magnoliopsida; Malvales; Dipterocarpaceae
Source: the annotation of a GenBank genome assembly
CACAUCUAGAUUUCACAUGUGUGAGGCCACUAGAGGAUUUUUGGGGAAACAAUCUUUUUUUGGCACGCUCGGUGGGACCUCACCGUGUCGUACUUACAGUUUUCAGAUCCAUUCUUUUUUCCAAGAAAAAGUGUAGUUAUGCCACCAAAAAGAAACAUUGGGAAAGCUGCCCAGACUUUACAGAUUGGGCUUGGUGAAGGCAGUCCAACACACUCAGAAGGAGAGAAUGAGCCAAUCAUUCCACCACCAUUGUCACCAAUACUUGGGGAGCACUCUUUUGUCAAUUCUACCUUCAACAAGGAUAGUGAAUCUGGAGAUGAUCGUCUUGGAGAAACAUAUGAGGCAUUUCUUGCUAGAUUUUGGAAGGCCAGACUUAAGUGCAGAGUUGCCUUGCCAAAACAAGAAUUUGUCAAGCUGGCACAAAAUGGUCUAGACAUUGAGCUGAGGAAAAAGUUUGAGGGAAUGGAGUUUCGUGAUUUCUUUAAGUUGUCUUACAAGGUGGCUCGUUAUGAAAAUUUAUUGCAAAAGGACACACAAAGGAAAUCUGCAUCUCAUGGGACUUACUAUGGUGAUGCUAACUUUGAUCUGGACAUGGCAGAAGUGGUGGCAGACAAGCCAGUUGUUUGCCUAGAUUUGAUUAAAGUGCAAAUUUCAGGAGCAUUGCCAGAGACAACUCAGCCAUACACUAGGUGCAACCUUGCAGCUGAUGAUUUGAGGUGGGUCAUUGAGGAGGCAAGGGCCCGUAGAAAUCAGAAUUCUCCAGAAAAGGAGGAACCACCUAAAAGUCCAACACCGCCUCGAGUUUUGGCUGUGAAAUCAAAUGAAGAAACCGAUUUAAAAGCGAAGAUUGACAUGUUAGCUAAAGAGGAAACUUCAUCAGAUGUAAUUCAUUUUGAUCCAAUUGAGGAGGAAGAAGUCAUUGAGAUCCCAACUAAAGAAGAUGGAGAUUUGGAUUCAACAAAUAAAAUUAUUUUUGAAAAACCAGAAGAGAGAAUGGCCAGACAUAUCAGGCCAUUAUACAUUCAUGCACAUCUGGAUGGUAUGCCAAUAAGCCGAGUUCUGGUUGAUAAUGGAGCAGCUGUGAAUGUUUUGCCAACUUGUAUGUUGCACAAAAUUGGCAAAUCUUUGGGUGACUUAAUGGAGAUAGAAGUGACAAUCAGUGACUUUACUGGUGGGAAAUUGAUAUUUUGGAAUGGUGGUAGAAUUGAGGUUGUGACAGCAGAUGACAAGCCUUUUGUGGCAAAUACCAAUGCAGUGGAAGCUCGUUAUUAUGGUGAAGAUAUUGGGACUAUCCGUUUCUUUGGGAUGGACUGUUAUGGCAGACCUUCUGGAAUUACUACCUGCACUAGAUCUACAUUAGACAGAUUGACUGUGAAAGAGGUCAUGACAGAAAUUUGGUGGAGCAUAGAUUACCCAUUAGAGAAGACUUUAAACCUUUUCAAGCAGUCGCCUAGAAGAAUGUCUCCAAAAGUCACUUUGAAAGUUAAAGAAGAAAUAGAGCAGCUACUAAAGGUUAGUUUCAUCAGAAUCUCUAGAUAUGUGGAGUGGUUAUCUAACAUGGUCCCCAUGAUUUGCUGGUGGAUGGCGCAGCAUGUCAUCGAAUUCUGUCAUUUAUGGAUGGCCACAGUGGUAAUGCCAUUUGGUUUAAAAAAUGCGGGUGCAACUUAUCAAAGAGCCAUGAACGCCAUCUUUCAUGACAUGAUUGGCCGUUUUAUGGAGAUUUAUAUUGAUGAUGUGAUUGUGAAGUCUAAUGAGGUUGAGGAGCAUCUGGUGCAUUUAAAGUUGGCUUUUGAAAGAAUGAUGAAGCAUGGUCUGAAGAUGAAUCCUUUAAAAUGUGCAUUUGGCAUUUCUAUUGGAAAUUUUCUAGGAUAUCUGGCGCAUGAGCGAGGUCUGGAAGUAGAUCAAAAUAAGGAAAGACAAGAAUGUGAUAAAGUACAUGUUGUCUCGACCACUAUUGAGAGGCAGAAUUGGAAAAUGGGUUAUGGCUUUGUCAAAAUUCAACCUGAAGUACAUGCCUCAAGGCAAGCCUUGGCAGAUUUCCUAGUAGAUCAUCCGUGCUUGGAAGUAGAAGUGGAUGAGGAAAAAGGUAUUGAUUUAUUUUCCAUAAAUCUAGUUCCAUGGAAGCUUAUCUUUGAUGGAUCUAGCACAGAUUCCAUGUCUAGAGCAGGAAUUGUUAUUAUUUCUCCAGCUGGUUUGAAAACCCAGAUGUCAUUUCAGCUAGAUUUUAAUUGCACCAACAACCAAGCUAAAUAUGAGGCAUUGAUUAUUGGGUUAGAAGUGUUGGUAGAACUCAAGCUCUUGGAGGAAUUUGAUGAUGUAAUCUUGAGGCAUGUCACACGAGAUCUGAACACAAAAGCAAAUGAGAUGGCACAAAUCGCCUCGGGCUUAAAAAUCCCAAAAGGCGUGUUGAGCAGAAUUGUUGUUAAAAGAGGGCAUGAUGAAUUACUUUUGCGCUGUCUUGGUCUAGAUGAGUAUUGCCAAAUUAUGUUAGAUGUGAAUAACGGGAUUUGUGGUGCACAUCAGGUUGGAAUUAAAAUGCGUUGCUUGAUCUGUGGACAUGGAUUCUUUUGGCCAUCAAUUUUGAAAGAUUGCAUCAGUUAUGCCAAAGGUUGCAAAGCCUGCCAAAUUCAUGGACCACUGCAGAAAGUUCCAACAUCGAAACUCCAUCCAAUUAUCAAACCACGGCCAUUUCGAGGAUGGGCCAUAAAUCUUAUUGGUAAAGUUUAUCCUCCUUCAAGUAGACAGCAUUCUUUUAUUAUUGUUGCUACAGAUUACUUUACCAAAUGGGUGGAAGCAAAGCCAAUGAAGAAGGUUGACCAGACUGAUAUUAUUAAAUUUCUUAAGGAAGAUAUCAUUCACAAAUUCGGUCUGCCAGAAACAGUAACAUCAGAUCAGGAGACAGUUUUUGUUGGUGCACAAGUCGAGGUGUUUGCAAAAGAAAUGGGUUUUCGAUUACUCACUUCAACCCUUCAUUAUGCUCAAGCCAAUGGUCAAGCUGAAGCUUCCAACAGAAUUGUGAUAAAUCUGCUUGAAAAAAUGGUUGAUGAUAAUCCAAGGCGUUGGCAUGAGCUGUUAUCUGACACAAUCUGGGCUUACAGAACUUCACAAAGGAGUUCUACCAAGGUAACUCCUUUCUCUUUAACUUAUGGACAUGAUGCUGUUCUACCCAUGGAGUUGUCUAUCAGAUCAUUGCAUAUAGUGAUUCAAAAUGGUCUCACUUCUGGAGAAUAUAAUGAGGCAAUGAUUUUAGAGUUAGAAGAUCUUGAAGGCAUGCAAUUGACGGCCUUAGAUAAGCUGCAAAUGCAGAAAUUAAAAAUGGCUCGAGCAUAUAACAAACGGGUGAAAUCCAGAAGUUUGGCAGAAGGAGAUCUGGUAUGGAAAGUAAUUUUGCCACCUGGAAAGAAAGAUCCCAAAUUUGGGAAAUGGUCUCCAAAUUGGGAAAAACCAUUUCGUGUACAUAAAGUGCUUAAAGGGGGAGUAUACUGGCUUGAGUCAUUAAAUGGAGAGUUACAUCUUCGAAAAAUAAAUGGAAUCUACCUUAAGCCUUACUAUCCUAUGAUAUGGGAGGCUAGAAGUCUGGAUACCAUGAAUUCUACCUGAAUCAGAUUUUGAGGUAGGAAUUGUAUAGUAUUUUCCUUUCAUUUUAGCAUUUUUCAAUUCAAUAAUAGUGUUGAGCCGAA